AUGGACUGGAUUGAACGUUUCGUACCAUUGAUUCCAACCGUUGAUACCAGGGUUCUCCCAGCCCCAAAGAGCGUCAGUAUUGUCAGGAUCCCCAGAGGUGACGUGCCCGCCCAGGGCGAAUAUGGACGGGCACUUGGCCUAGCGGUUGUCGUUGGCGACAUUUGGCGCGCUGCCCACUUGGAACCCGUCCAUCUCAGCCUGAGUGCCGUUUGA
Molecule: messenger RNA, 213 nt
Organism: Penicillium vulpinum
Lineage: Eukaryota; Fungi; Ascomycota; Eurotiomycetes; Eurotiales; Aspergillaceae
Exons: 3
Coding region: 1-213 (70 amino acids)
Source: RefSeq, a predicted model, not a curated record